Salmo salar (Atlantic salmon) is the source of this 1930-nucleotide messenger RNA. NCBI's taxonomy places the organism in Eukaryota, Metazoa, Chordata, Actinopteri, Salmoniformes, Salmonidae. The record is from RefSeq and is a predicted model, not a curated record.
GAAACACUAUUUGGUUUCAUAUGAAGCUAUUGUUUGCUAUAUGACUUGCUGCACGUCGUCUCUAACUCUAAAUCCACACGCCAGGUACAUCAGAGAACUCAUUGGCACGUGUUACUCUUCCAAUCAGCGCAAUCUAUUAUAACAUUGCUGCGCUUGCGCACAUCUCAGUCCUCCCGGUUCAAAAGAACUGUUGAUUUCUCCUCGUGUCCUCCCGGUGCGCGUGCGUGGAUCUCACCUCCCUAAACGCAAGGUGCUCGAGGUUCCCGUUCACAACGUCGGUCCCGUGGGGCUCUACCGUAACCGUUCGGUGUUCACUAUGACUUUUUGAGGGAAGCAUUUUUUUUUUUUUACUGGAACAAAUAGGAAUUUACAAGACCGAUUGUGUUUUAUUCUGGAUUUCACUACCUGUGAAGUGAAGAAGAUGUUUUCGUCGGUGAGUAAACGUUGUUUUAUGAUAGAAUCAUUGGUGGCUAAAGAAAACCUUCAAACUACGGAAGAUCCCAUCCGACCGACGGCACUGACUUAUUCCAACCCGACUGACGCGUUCAUGAACGGGUACCAGAGUCCCACCGGCAGGUCUCUGUAUCAGAACCCGGAGCUGGUGUUCCCUGAGUCGGUCAACCACCCGGGGCUGACCAUGAACCCCCACCAGCUAGGAGGGGGCCACCUACAACACCCUGCACACUUCUUUGGGACGCAACACCGAGACCCUCUUAACUUCUACCCAUGGGAUUUACGAAACAGGUUCUUCGGGUACAGAUUUCAAGGAAACGAUGUUUCCCAAGAAAGCCAGCUCCUCCACCGCCCAUUCGCCCGAAAACCCAAGCGCAUCCGCACCGCGUUCUCCCCGUCGCAGCUCCUGCGGCUCGAGAGGGCGUUCGAGAAUAAUCAUUACAUAGUAGGAGCCGAGAGGAAACAGCUGGCCAACAGUCUCAAUCUGUCUGAAACACAGGUGAAGGUGUGGUUCCAGAACAGGAGGACUAAGUACAAGAGACAGAAGAUGGAGGAGGGGCCUGACAGUCAUCAGAAUAAGAACGGACACCACCACAUCAACAGAUGGAGGCUUGUCACUGAGCAGGGCAGCUCCGAGGACAUCGACGUCGGACUGGACUAAGACCCCAACCCCUGGGCCUCUGCCCUACCCUCCUGGACGCCCCUGUACCCCCCCCCCCCCUUAACCCCUGGCCUGAUUCCCAUUUUGCAACACAAGAGGACCAACGUUAACCCUAGUUAUUAUGUAAAGUUAUGAAGUAUAAUGACAUGUUACAAGAAAAAAUAGAUUUUUAUGUUACUUGACUUGCAUCCAUCCUAAAUAAUGAUCUCAUGUCUGAUCUGUGUAGGUGGUGUUCCAUCCUACAGCUUCUCUGAUCUGUGUAGGUGGUGUUCCAUCCUACAGCUUCUCUGAUCUGUGUAGGUGGUGUUCCAUCCUACAGCUUCUCUGAUCUGUGUAGGUGGUGUUCCAUCCUACAGCUUCUCUGAUCUGUGUAGGUGGUGUUCCAUCCUACAGCUUCUCUGAUCUGUGUAGGUGGUGUUCCAUCCUACAGCUUCUCUGAUCUGUGUAGGUGGUGUUCCAUCCUACAGCUUCUCUGAUCUGUGUAGGUGGUGUUCCAUCCUACAUUUUCUCUGAUCUGUGUAGGUGGUGUUCCAUCCUACAGCUUCUCUGAUCUGUGUAGGUGGUGUUCCAUCCUACAGCUUCUCUGAUCUGUGUAGGUGGUGUUCCAUCCUACAGCUUCUCUGAUCUGUGUAGGUGGUGUUCCAUCCUACAGCUUCUCUGAUCUCAUGUCUGAUCUAGGUGGUGUUCCUUCCAGACUACAUUGCCGACACAUGCCAGACAUCUAGUCAGACAGGAACAGCACCACGAUCAUCUAGUCAGACAGGAACAGCACCAUGAUCAUCUAGUCAGACAGGAACAGCACCGUGAUCAUCUAGU